CUAAAUUCGUAUGUAUUUUCAGUGAAGAAUGACCGACCAGGCAAAGAAGUGAAGCUCACCCAUGGAGACAUCGCGGCGCUGCUGGACGCCGUCAAACCCAUCUUACUUGGUCAACCAAUGCUGCUGGAGCUAGAAGCACCGGUCACCAUCUGCGGUGACAUCCAUGGGCAGUACUACGAUCUUCUACAUCUGUUUGACAUCGGUGGGCAUCCGCCCGAAACCAACUACCUCUUCCUGGGGGACUACGUCGACAGGGGCCGGAACUCCAUUGAGGUCAUGUGCCUCCUGUUCGCCUACAAAGUCAAAUACGAGUUGAACUUUUUCCUACUGCGCGGUAAUCACGAGGCGAAAGCAGUGAACCAGUUCUACGGAUUCCUCGCCGAAUGCAAACGGCGCUACAACAUCGCAUUGUUCAAGAAGUUCAACGAGGUCUUCAACUGUCUGCCGCUGGCCGCUGUCGUCGACGACAAGAUCUUCUGCUGUCACGGAGGACUCAGUCCGGACCUGAAGACCCUCUCACAGAUUCGACGGAUCACUCGUCCGACGGACAUCCCCGACGAGGGCCUGAUCGCCGAUCUGGUCUGGGCUGACCCACAUCCUGACCCUAAUGCCAAAGGCUGGCAUUUCAACGACAUGCGAUGCGCGUCCUACAUGUUCGGCACCGACAUCGUGGAGGAGUUCCUGAAGACGAACGACCUGCAGCUGAUCUGUAGGGCACACGACGUCAAGCAGGAAGGCUACGAGUUCUUCGGGAAACGCCAACUUGUGACCGUUUUCUCGGCGCCAGACUACGGCAGUCAAAACAACUGUGGCGCCAUCAUGACCGUCAGCGUUGACCUGGAAUGUUCUUUCAAAAUACUGAAACCAGUUUCCAAGAAAUCCAAAUAUCGCUACGAGGGCGGAUUGAGGGGAGCUCCAAGUCUGGAACUGAAGUCGUCGGAAGAAGUCAAUCGCGACUUGUAUGAUGAGACGUCUGACGAGGAGGCGCAGAGUGAGAACGUACCUCUCCAGAGGAGACACACGAUUAGUGAAGGGGUCGAAAGAGAAAAGAUGUCGUUCUGGGACCAUCAUUUGAGACCCGCGGCAAGACAGCGGUCUAACAGUGCAUCUGAUUAA
Lymnaea stagnalis (great pond snail) is the source of this 1116-nucleotide messenger RNA. The record is from the annotation of a GenBank genome assembly. Lineage: Eukaryota; Metazoa; Mollusca; Gastropoda; Lymnaeidae.